CUGAAACAAGGCGACGGACUGGCUCCAACGCUUUUUAAUCUUGUUCUUGAAUAUGUAAUUAGACGGUUGACGGUAAGCGGAAAUAACAUACUUACAAACAAAUCUAUCCAAUUAGCAGCAUACGCGUAUGAUAUAAACAUAAUGAGCAGAACAAUGAAUGCAGCGGAAGAAACCUACGUUGAGUUGAAACAGAGUGCAGAAGCAGUAGGGCUAGCAAUAAACACAAAUAAAACAAAACUACUCAUACAAACCAGAUCAAAUAGACCGGCUGACGAUAUAGAACAUGUGAAUAGAUUCACGUACCUAGGAAUGGAUCUGGUUGCAAGCAGUGAAGAAGAACCGGAAAUAAAUAGAAGGCUUGUGCUGGCAAAUAAAGCCUAUUUCGCGAUGGGCCACAUAUUCAAAUCGCGAGACGUACACCGGAAAACAAAACUCCGAGUAUAUAAAACAAUAAUCAGGCCCAUAGUAAGUUAUGGCUGCGAAACAUGGGUGGUGACACAGAAAUCUGCCAAUGCAUUAGAUGUGUUUGAAAGAAAAGUAUUACGUAGGAUACUAGGCCCAAUAAGGGAAAAUAACAACUGGCGAAUUAGGUAUAAUAGAGAAAUAUACGAGCAAUAUAGCGAACCAACUCUAGCACAACACACUAAACUGCAGAGAUUACGGUGGGCAGGGCACGUCGUCCGCAUGCAUGAGAAUAGAAUCCCCAGAAAAUUGCUGAAUGCAAGAAUGCAGGGAAGAAGACAGGUUGGAAGACCUAAAAAUAGAUGGGAAGACGAAGUCGAUGAGGAUGCCAGGAACUUCCUGGGAACGCGUUCAUGGAAAAGAACAGCGGUAAAUCGAAAUGAUUGGAGAAGCUUAUUGAAGGAGGCCAAGGCUCGAUUUGGGCUGUAG
Molecule: messenger RNA, 891 nt
Organism: Diabrotica virgifera virgifera (western corn rootworm)
Lineage: Eukaryota; Metazoa; Arthropoda; Insecta; Coleoptera; Chrysomelidae
Exons: 2
Coding region: 142-891 (249 amino acids)
Source: RefSeq, a predicted model, not a curated record